AUGGAGGUACAUAUACAGCUUGUCGCGUUAGUGGCGUGCUUGGCGGCGGGCUCUGGCGACGCAGCCCGCAUCCUGGCGUUGUUUCACUACCCUGGCGGCAGCCACUUCAACACGCUGGGCCGGCUGGUGCGCGAGUUGGCCGCAAGGGGCCACCACCUGACCGUCGUGAGUCACGUCCCACUCGACAGCCCUCCGGCGAACUACACCGACGUCAGCAUCAGGGGCUCCGCACCACUCGUCACGGACACGUUCAGUGUCAAGAGGCUUUUAUACACAGCCAAGAAAGACCUUGGCCUUCUCGAUCUGGGCAUCACAAGAGAAAUUGCUUCAUACUUAUUCAACAUUGAUUUCAAAAACUGCAAAGUGGCAUAUGAACAUCCUGCCGUCGAAGACCUCAUAAGAAGCAUAAGGAGCGGCGAGAAGCAGUUCGACUUGGUGAUCGUGCACGCUUUAACGAUCGACUGCUUCGACCCUUUCGCACACCUGCUCGGUGGAGUGCCGCUGGUUGCCGUUUCGACCAACAUGAUGACGCCCUGGUGCAGCGACAGGGUCGCCAACCCUCACAACCCCGCCUACGUCGGCACUUACUUCCUCCCAUACGAGACCGCCAACAUGGGUUUCUAUGAGCGCUUUCUCAACACCGUCUAUCAUCUCUUUGUUAAAUUUGUAUCAAGUGUGGUGGGCAGGUACUGUAGGCCUUCAGCCUCCUCUUACUGGCCAAGUACCUGUGCUGACAAAACUGUCCGCGACCUGUAUGAAGAUCAGUUUCUGAUUAGACAAAGUAGUGGCAACAAGGUGCGCCACCGCGCCCUCUACGAGGACACAGAGGAACUACACCGCCGCCACCUGGGCACGCAGCUGCCGCCGCUGUGGCAGUCGCUGUCGGCCACGAGCCUCGUGCUCCUCAACACGCACUGGACCAUCGGCGGCGCAGUACCGCUGCUGCCCAACGUCGUCGAGGUCGGCGGACUCCACAUCGAGCAGCCGCAGCCCCUGCCGCAGGAGCUGGAGCAGUUCCUGUCUGGGUCUGCCCAUGGAGCGGUGUACGUGUCGUUCGGCAGCCUGAUCGCCUUCCACACGCUGCCGCUGGACAAGAUGCGCGCCGUCCUGGAGGCGCUGUCCAGCCUGGAGCAGCGUGUGGUGCUGCGCUGCGACGCCUCCCAGCUACCGGCCGGUGUGCGGUUGCCUGGCAACGUGUGGGCCAGCAGGUGGCUGCCGCAGACCGCCAUACUGGCCCACGUCAGCGUGCACGCCUUCGUCACCCACGGCGGCAUGCACAGCGUGCUGGAGGCCAUCCACUUUGGGGUCCCGCUCCUGGGCUUCCCGCUUUUCGGCGACCAGAAGCUCACCAUGAACCGCUUGCAGACACUGGGUGUCGCAAUUCAGCAGGACUACCUCCACCUGACAGCACAGUCGUUUCGGGUCGCACUGCGGUCCCUCGUCAACGACACCAGGUACCGCGAGCGCGCCAAGCAGUUGUCGCAGCUGUUCUGGGACCGUCCCCGGCCGCCGCUGGAGGAGGCGGUCUACUGGGUGGAGUACGUCAUCAGGCACCGGGGGGCGCCGCACCUGAGGUCCGCCGCGCUGGACCUGUCCUGGUACCAGUACCUGCUGCUAGACGUCGCUGCCUUCGUGGGACUUGGUGCAGUCUUAGCGGGCACGUUGCUCUGUGUGUGUCUCAAGUCAAUAUACACGGAUGUGUGGUCGACAGUAGAUAACCUGAAACGAGCGUGA
Messenger RNA from Schistocerca nitens (vagrant locust), 1734 nucleotides. Its product is annotated as UDP-glucosyltransferase 2-like. The coding region runs from base 1 to 1734 and encodes 577 amino acids. Gene Ontology annotation, molecular function: UDP-glycosyltransferase activity. Lineage: Eukaryota; Metazoa; Arthropoda; Insecta; Orthoptera; Acrididae. The transcript has 8 exons. The record is from RefSeq and is a predicted model, not a curated record.